Molecule: messenger RNA, 1635 nt
Organism: Indicator indicator
Lineage: Eukaryota; Metazoa; Chordata; Aves; Piciformes; Indicatoridae
Gene: LGI2
Product: leucine rich repeat LGI family member 2
Exons: 8
Coding region: 1-1635 (544 amino acids)
Biological process (GO): inhibitory synapse assembly
Molecular function (GO): protein binding
Source: RefSeq, a predicted model, not a curated record
AUGGCGGUGCCGCUGCGGCUAGGGGCUCUCCGCACCGCCGCCGCGCUGCUGCUGCUGCUGCUGCCGUUCCCGCCGCCCGCCGCCGCGCGGAGGCCGCCGCGCUGCGGUCCGCCCUGCAGCUGCUGGCGAGAGUCGGCGCUGUGCGUGGGGGCGGCGGGGGCCCCGCGCAGCCUGCCCGCCGGCCUGGGCUCCUUGAGCCUGGUGAACGGGACGUUCUCCGAAGUGAAGGACAGGAUGUUCUCCCACCUGCCCUCCCUGCAGCUGCUCUUGCUGAACUCCAACUCCUUCACUGUUAUACGAGAUGAUGCCUUUGCUGGUCUGUUCCAUCUAGAAUACCUAUUCAUUGAAGGAAAUAAAAUUGAAACCAUUUCAAGAAAUGCAUUUCGUGGCCUUCGAGACCUCACUCACCUUUCUUUGGCCAAUAACCAGCUCAAAGCUCUGCCAAGGGAUGUCUUCAGUGAUUUAGAUUCUUUAAUUGAACUAGAUUUAAGGGGAAAUAAAUUUGAGUGUGACUGCAAAGCCAAGUGGUUGUUUUUGUGGUUAAAGAUGACAAAUUCCACUGUUUCUGAUGUCCUGUGUAUUGGUCCAGCAGAAUAUCAGGAUAAGAAGUUAAAUGAUGUGACAAGUUUUGAUUAUGAAUGCACCACUACAGAUUUUGUUGUUCACCAGAUCUUGCCCUACCAGUCGGUUUCUGUGGAUACCUUCCACUCAAAGAAUGAUGUGUUCGUAGCCAUCGCACAGCCCAGCAUGGAGAACUGCAUGGUGCUGGAGUGGGAUCACAUUGAAAUGAAUUUCAGGAGUUAUGACAAUAUCACAGGUCAGUCCAUAGUGGGAUGUAAAGCCAUUCUUGUUGGUGAGCAAAUCUUUGUGGUGGUGGCACAGCUCUUUGGUGGCUCACACAUUUACAAGUACGAUGAAAGCUGGACCAAGUUUGUCAAAUUCCAGGAUAUCGAAGUGUCUCGCAUCUCUAAGCCAAAUGAUAUAGAGCUCUUUGAGAUAGACAGUGAGAUGUUCUUUGUCAUAGCAGAUAGCUCGAAAGCAGGCUUGUCAACAGUGUACAAGUGGAAUAACAAAGGAUUUUACUCCUACCAGUCCCUUCACGAGUGGUUCAGGGACACAGAUGCUGAGUUUCUCAAUAUAGAUGGGAAAUCACAUUUAAUUCUCUCUAGCCGUUCCCAAGUUCCCAUCAUACUCCAGUGGAACAAAGCUUCCAAAAAGUUUGUCCCCCACAGUGAAAUCCCCAACAUGGAAGAUGUCUUGGCUGUGAAGAGUUUCAGGAUGGAAGAUAACCUCUACCUCACACUCACGAGGUUCAUUGGAGACUCCAGAGUGAUGCAAUGGAACAGCAAACAGUUUGUGGAGAUACAGGCUCUGCCCUCCCGAGGAGCCAUGACCCUGCAGCCUUUCUCCUUCAAGAACAAUUACUACCUAGCCUUGGGAAGUGACUAUACCUUCUCCCAGAUUUACCAGUGGGAUGAUGAAAAGAAGAUCUUCAGGUUAUUUAAAGAGAUCUACGUCCAAGCCCCACGAUCUUUCACAGCCGUGUCAACCGACCGGCGAGAUUUUUUCUUUGCCUCUAGUUUUAAAGGGAACACUCAGAUCUUUGAACACAUCAUCAUCGACUUGAGUUUAUGA